Monascus purpureus is the source of this 609-nucleotide messenger RNA. NCBI's taxonomy places the organism in Eukaryota, Fungi, Ascomycota, Eurotiomycetes, Eurotiales, Aspergillaceae. The record is from the annotation of a GenBank genome assembly.
AUGGUUCCUCUGGGGGGGUCCGACCCCGCGGACACGCCGGCGAACGGCGGCUCCCGCAGGGCGGCUCCCCCGGGAAUCUGUUUCGAUGAUGGCCAGCGGCCAACGAUCCACAGACUCCGUCAGCGCCGGGGACCACGCAAGGGCCCCUGGGCUUCAGUCACCCCCCCAAACCGCGAAACACGGACCCUGGGGUGCGACGGCACAGGCUUCUUUCCGACUCCAACCGCACGCCCAGCACCGGGAAUCCUGCAACCUGGGUACUGUCAACCGCUCCCCGAAGGGGCAGCAACGUGGCACUCCCAGGCGGAGGAAACCGGCCUGCAGCGGCGGCGAGGCGGACACCUGGCCAUGGCGCCCCACGGCAGUUCGACCGCAGGGGGUGGUUGGCAGUCCCCGUUCCUGAGGUGUCGCCCGCGAUGCGGGACCGAAUCACCACCAGGCACAGAGAGACUGCCCAUCUGGCAGGGAAGAAGUGUGGGAGGGCGACCGUCAGGCCCGGCGUCACGAUGGCUCUCGAUCCCCAGGGGGACCCCUGCCCUCACCGUUCGACCGGUCCAUGACCAUCACCCUUCACAUAUAUCCACCGGACACCGUCGGGGUCAAAAGUAG